AUGCUACGCGUGGACUACGAUUGGUUGCGGCAUUUGUCACACCCAGCAACAAGCGUAGCCUUCGUGGCCUUGAUCAUCGACUUUCCUGACUCCCGCGUCAACUACGUGGACUCGGAGAGGCUGGAGCUGCACCAUUUCUGCCGAGGCACAGCCUUUCUUGUGGACGAAGUAUCUGUCGGAAUCGGCACGGCAAGGAAGCAGCGCGAGGACUACGACCGGUUGCGGCCACUUUCGUACCCAGCAGAAAGUGUAGUCCCCGUGUCCUUCAGCAUCGACUCUCACGACUCCCGCGGCAACUACACGGAUUCGGAGAGGCUGGAACUGCACCGUUUUUGCCGAGCACAACCUUUCUUGUGGACGAAGCAGCUGUCGGAGUCGAACUACAGUGGCUCGGAGAGGACGAAGCUGUGCUGUUUCUGCCAAGGGACGUCCUUUCAUGUGGAUGAAGUAGCCGUCGGAGACGGAAAGGCAAAAAAGCAGCGCGGGGAGUACGACCUGCUGUGGCCACUGUCGUACCCAGCCAGAGCCGUCGUCAACAUAUCCUUCAGCAUCGGCUUUCCCGAAGCCCGGGAGAACUAA
This is a messenger RNA of Rhipicephalus microplus (southern cattle tick), 579 nucleotides long. RefSeq lists its product as uncharacterized. Lineage: Eukaryota; Metazoa; Arthropoda; Arachnida; Ixodida; Ixodidae. The record is from RefSeq and is a predicted model, not a curated record.